Messenger RNA from Pleuronectes platessa (European plaice), 7554 nucleotides. RefSeq names its product VPS37C subunit of ESCRT-I (gene vps37c). NCBI's taxonomy places the organism in Eukaryota, Metazoa, Chordata, Actinopteri, Pleuronectiformes, Pleuronectidae. The transcript is spliced from 5 exons. The record is from RefSeq and is a predicted model, not a curated record. The coding region runs from base 518 to 1588 and encodes 356 amino acids. Gene Ontology annotation, cellular component: ESCRT I complex. Gene Ontology annotation, biological process: ubiquitin-dependent protein catabolic process via the multivesicular body sorting pathway; protein targeting to vacuole; protein targeting to membrane.
UCCCCACAAACCAGGGAGCGUGGAUGGUUCCUAAAAUGGCGGCGGUUUCUGUCAGUGUGGAGUGAAACUUUCUUCUUUUUAGCGAAUAUUAGGCGCUUUUCAGGCUCGUUUUGUCAACUGGGCUCGUGUAUUCAGUGACAUAACAUUUACCGGGACCCAGAGGCGUUUGGCUGAGGUAAUUCGGGCCGACUGGUGUCACCCUGGGCUCCGUAUUUGAUCGUCAAACCGCCGGGCUUCCCUCGAAGUUCACGGCGUCUGAGAGCCUGGCUGACAUUGCGAUCAUUCCGACUGUUGUUGUCAUCGGAUCGCUCAACGCGGAACCGUCGGCGAACACGAGACCUCUCUGUGUAGCUAGCUAGCCUAUCGAGCCGGCGGAGCGGGUGAGGUUAGGUCUAAGAUCCUGAGGCCGUGUCACGUCAGCUGUCAGUGGACACCGAGGCGCUGUUGGAUGUCACGACGGUGCAGUGUCAGGCGGGAUUUGGUUUGCUAGCAUCGUACAGCCACUCUGGCAAAUCAAAUGGAGAAGCUCCAGGACCUGAGCCAAUCAGAGCUACAGGAGCUUCUGGAUAACCCGGAGAGGGUGGAGUCUAUGGCCCUGGAGUCCGACGAGAUCCAGAACAUUCAGCUGGAGCGAGAAAUGGCGCUGGCAUCAAAUCGCAGCCUUGCUGAGCAAAACCUAGACAUGAGGCCUCGUCUGGAGUCACAGAAGGAGGGGCUGGUGGAGAGAUACUCUCAAUUAGAGGCCGUCAGAGUCACCUACAGACAGCACUGCUCCCUGAGAGAUGGUAUAGUGGGUCAGGUGUCUCCAGAGGCGUUGUUCUCCAGACUACAGACAGAGGGCGGCAAAACAGAGGCAGAGUCAGAGGUUCUAGCUGAUGAGUUUCUGGAGGGCUCUCUUCCGCUUGACUCUUUCUUUGACCGUUUCCUCUCCCUGCGCUCCCUCGCUCACAAAAGACGAGUACGGAUAGAGAAACUCCAGGAGAUCCUGCGGCAGAGGAGCGAGGGCAAUCCCUCCACCAUGACAUCAUCAGCAGGCAUCAGCCAGGAUCCUGCUGCCACGCCCUCACCGUGGAAUCAACAGACGACAACUACAACAACAACAAAUCAGCAGCAGCCGAACUCCAACCCUCAGUCCUCCAGUUACCAAAACGCAUCUCAGCCGGCCUCCUCAUCUGCAGGGUGCUGCCCCGGCCUACCCUACAGUCCAUACCCUGUUUCCCCACCCAAUGCCCCCCCUGCAGCAGCAGCAGCAGCAGCAGCAGCAGCCUCUGGCCCAGCCAAUCCACCAUCACAAUUCUCUCCUUACCCAGGUUCCGGCUCACCUUACGGCCCCAGGCCCACUUUUGGGCCUCCGGCAUCAGCCACCUGCCCUUACCCUACUCAGCCCUCCUUCCCUGCACCACACCCAGGCUCAGCAUUUGGCCAGUACACCCCAAGUCACCCCCAGAGUGGCCCUGCCCCCUACCCGGCCUCCUACAGCUACGGCGGCUACAGCUACCCUGCAGGGGCCCCCUAUUCCAAUUCUCAGUCACCAACGGGGCGACCCAUCUACAGACCAGGAUAUGGAGUUCCACAGCCAUACUCCUGAAAGCACGACUGCUCCUGUGUCUCAAUUUUUCUUCUCAAUUCCUCCCUUCUUUACUGUCUCCCCCUUAUUUUCUUCCCUCCCUCCCUGAGCUCUCUAUCCCCUUACCCAAAGUCCUUGUCCCCUUCUUGUCUUUUUACCUUUUCUACCCCCCCUUCCUGUCUCCCAUGCUCCCAGAUUCAAGAAGUGUUGCUUUACUUAUCUUUGUUGCACUAUUUCUCUCUUUCUCUGAAAAUCAGUCUGUUGAUAUCUGUCUUUCUCUCUUUCCUCUUCCCUUUCUCUGUCACCUUACUUCCCCCCCACUCCCCCACACUAGUCUCAGGUUGUUACGUUGUCUUAAAAUGUUAAAAAACUUGUAUCUGUCCCUUCAUACACUCCCUCUCUCCACCCACCCACCCAUUCUCCCCUUCCAUGUCAAGUGUGUGUGUUGCUAUUGGGCAAUCAGAAAGACCUUAUAAACACACAAGUCUACUCCCCUUGAGACAAAUGCAUGACAGAAAUCGGUCUUUGUAACAAGACAUCAGUUUCCAGUAACCGUCCCAGUUUCACCUCCAUAGGGCUCAUACAAAGCAGUUAAAAUGGGAAAGUGAACGGCUGGCACACAUUAUGGCUCUUAUACUAGGUUAAUUUAAGGACAGGGUUUCGAGGGAAUCAUUUUCUCGGCUUUUGCUGCCUCAUUUAUUAGCUCUUCCACACACUUAGCUACUCCAAACAUAAUUGUGGCAGGUGAAUGUCAUUAUUCACACUGACACAAGAAUCAUCUGUAACCCUUUAUUUUCUUUAACCAAAGAAGAAGACUUUACUUUGUUUUGUCUGAUUUUUUUGUUGACAGAGGCUGUUUAAAGCAGCAAACUCAAACAUCACUGUGAAGCCCCAGAGAGACUGUGUGGAGAUAAAGUGACUGCUCACAGAAGAUAGAAUAGCAGAACCACUGGAGAGAACAACAUUUGUGUAACAAGGUUAUUUUUCUCUCAUCAUCAUCUCACAAAAGAGAGAGAUUAAAAAACCUCUCAGAUGUAAAGGAACCUAUCAGAUCGUAGCGGGGGAAAUAUUUAUUUGUAUCAUUGAUUGAUGUGUCCUGGCCGCGUGUGUACCAUAUCUCUGUAGAGCAGUUCAUGCUCUGACAGAGGACCUUGAAUUAAACUCAGUUUAAUCAGAGCUGAACUCUGUCCAGACAGGAUGCUAUUGGUCAGUGGUGCAAAUGUGUGUUUCCCAGUUGAACUGUGAGCCUUGAUACUGCUGUUCCUACAGCUCAGACUGGCAAUAACAGAGUGCUGUGGCUCCAGUGUCAGCUCAGCUUGUAUUCAUGUUGUGCAGGAGAGAUGGUAACUGUUACAAUAAAUGUCUCACACUAGAGUCUCAUUCCAGGACUUGACAGGAUCUGAGCGAGAGCUACUGAGCAGCCUCAACAGCAGGUUUGGAAAUGACCCCAGGUCUAUUUUAAACCAUACAUUCUAAGCCUCCAUGUGCUUUCCACAGGGCAUGCUAGUCCUACAUUCAAGUGUGCAGUGUCCCCCCUCUUGUAGGUCUUUGUUUGAGCUCUACUGGCCUCUGAGAAAAAACAUGAUCACACAGUGCUAUCUAUGUGACUUGCGCUGGUGAGCAGGCAGUCGAUAGAGGCUUUAUCAGACCCUUUUCUCUCAAUGCUGCUGCUGCUCAAAACAAGGCUGAUGAGAUUGGAGUUUGGUUGGAAAGACUAAACACAUUAUGCUAAAAUAGGUUUUUUGAAAGACAUCCCUGAGUUGAGUAAUAAGCAGAGUAAUAAUGCUAAUCCACUGUCAGUUUUGAAAAAAUAACUGUUGCAGUUUAAGGUAAGAGAACGUUUGUUCAAAACCUAAAUACAGCGUUUUAAACAAACCUUUCCUUCCUUUCGGCAGCGAGUUAAACAUUUGGAGCCUUCUCUACAGUCUCCUUUCCUUUACCCAGAUAAAGAUGGCAACUGGACAUGAGGGGAGCUUUUUAUUUUCAGUCCUUAGUUGUCUAUGGUGCCAUAUCUUUUAUAUAUUUAGCUAAUUCCAUAAAAAUAACAAGGCACAGAGGGAGCUCUGACACAUGUUUGUACCAUUUUACAGAAUGUGAUGGUGUGGAAGACAGAUGCUUGCUACAUGUUAGGUUGUCCACCUGUCCAAUAUACAGUACUGUUUAUUGGGCAGGUGCAUUAGACAUUGCAAUCCCCACUGAUACAUGGUGUCAUUUAAUGCUAGGAGACAGAAAAAUGAAAAAGUAUUCUGUGUAUUUGAGGUGUUAUUAGUGAAAUAUAGAUUGUGUGAUUGAUAUGUAGGGGGAGUCACAGAAUACCUGAGACAAUGAUACCUGCUGCUCCCCCCCCCCCCCCCCCCCUCAGCCUCACCACAUUGUCUGUCCACUCCUCCUCUCCAUCACUCUCCAUCACUCUCCAUCACUCUCCAUCACUCUCCAUCACUCUCCUCCUCCCCAAACCUUCUUGUUGAACAUGAACUGAUGCUUGACAAUGAUUAUCAGAAGAAAAAUGUUUUAUUUCUACUAAUUCACACAAAACAAGUGUUUUGUAUAGAUUAAUGGAGAGAGAAGAUGUAAAGUUGGCGUUCAGUUCUGUGUCAAAUGAAUCAACUCAAAUAAUAUCCCCUGGAACGGCAAUCUAGGUAACGGAUGAGUGAUCAUUUAAUGACGUUUUAGAAGUUGAUACCACCUGUCUAAAGUCUAUACACUUCUGAAUGACCAUCAAACUAAUCAUGUUUGAUUGGUUUUACAUUUCGUCUCAGCUGUAUUAUACCAUACACACUGGUUGCUGCAAAAGUUUCUGAAUAUAACAGCUUUCCUUCUGGUUGAAUGACACCAGUUGUAUGUUGAAGUGAUUGAAUUUAAUAUAAAUUUGCCCCAGCCUCUAAAAUACUGUACUGCUAUUAACACUUUUAUUAACACUAGUGCUUUUAUGUCUACAAAAGCAGAAGAAGGGAAUCAUUGAAGGGAGCUGGAACUGUGCGCUAAGACGAGAUGGUAAAGACAACGGCAGUAUUGCCACAAUAGUUAUUGGCUUAACAUGCAUAGCAACACAUCUUCUAUCAGCAAGUACAUUUUUUCCAUCAGGACAAUGAAGGUCAGAGAUUGUUUAUCAAAGAAUUUAGACUCUUUUGUCAGAAACAACUUUACACUGCUGAAGUACUUAAGAUGUCCCAGUUGCAGUAUCACCUUAGGUGGAACAGUGAGUCGUUCAUGACAGUGUCUUUUCUGUCACUGAAGUUGCUUGUGUUCUAGUUUAUUGACCAUAUCCCCAGAUCAAUUUAAAAUAAUUGAUAUAAAACCGCAAAGUGCUCAUAGAUAUUUAAUUUAAUGUCCCAGUUGAACAGAUGUCAGAGCUGUGUCAUUCCUCAUAUUUAUGUCUGAUAAAAACAUGACGCAUGGCUCCACUUUAUGUCUCUUCAUAUUCAGAGCUUCACUUGAGUGCGUUCCGUGAAAAAUGAAAGCAUUAGUUUGAAGAGGACAGUGGACGAUUCCUACAGAUCACUAAACAAGAUGGUACUAUAAAAGCCUUCAUGUGGCAAAUUUUUUGAUUUCCUUGUAGAUCACUGAUAAACUAGCUGCACUCCCACACAGUGUUGCAGCAGAAAGGCUGUGACACAUGGGUGGAUGUUUGGGCCAAACCGCCACGUGCUGAUUAACGCAUGCUGUGUUCACACCAAACGCGAUGCUCUACUUUCACAAGAUGAGAUUACAUGUAAAGACCCAAAGAAAUUACAAUUUCAAAUCACUUGGGACAGGCAACACAAAGAGGCAAAAUACAUGCGAUUCUCCUCAAGGCCUGGGCAUGUGUACACAAAUGUUCAAUUCCAAUCAGUGAAUUAAACAAACAUUUGUUUCCUGUGGCAAGGAAAAAAUUGCAGUUUGGGUUCACAGGGGCUUCUAUUUUGUUAUAUGUAACCGAGCCCCGGAGUUUAAAUAUUUAAAUUUGAGCAAAAUAAAAGACGAUGUGUUUGAAAUGCCAGUCGGCAUUGAGAAUGUAAACUCAACAUGUCAUCAAAAUGGCCCCUGGUCUGCCUCAGUUAGCGCUGGAAACAGCAGACAUCCAGACAUCUAAAGGUGAAGAUAGUUGCCGAUCUGUGUGCGCCUCCUGGUGGUCUUGUGGUUCCAGACACGAUGACGCUGGCUUUUCCAGUCGUUCUCCUCUCCCCUUUUUCUCCCAGAACAGGAGAAUGUACAAGGGUUGUGUUUACUUGCAUUGGUCAAGUAAGUAGCGCCUGUAAACACAGGUGAUGCUGCGGCCAAACUUGCGCCAGUAAUACAACGUGAAAAACUGCUUGUCAUUUUGUGAGAACACAGCAUAAAGUGAAGAAGUCUUAUUGCCUCAGAAUAAUUGUAGUUUACCACAAACCAGUCUUUUUAACAGAUUAAUAAACUGUAACUAAGGCUCUACUUAUGGUUAAUAAUAAUACUAAUGCUUAAUAAAUGAGUUUGUUAUGAAAUCUUAUAAGUUAGAGGUUUUAAAAUAAAAACAACAAAAAUCUCUUGACAGUUUCAGCUCCUCAUGUAGCCAUCGCUCAGUUUGUAUGUGAAGGUCUGCAGACUCCUUUCAGACUGGACCUUUAUUAAAUCAGGUUUCACCAUUACAAUUUACGGAGUAAUUGUCUUAACAAGGAGAAACUUUAGCCAUGUGUGCAAAGAGCACUGUCCAAUAAAGAGCGGUCAUUUGUGUAAACGGGAAGUCACUGAAGCAUUGAGCGCUAUGUCCUGGAUCCAAACAUUAAAAUUCAACUUGAACUGUCUGUGUCGUAUCCCUGUCUGCACAGAUGGUGACAGCUGAGUGUUUCAGAGUUCCCAGUGAUGAUGCAGAUUAGAAAGAUCUACUUAACAUAGUAUAAUAUAAUAUUUGGUAAAUUGACGUAUUUUACAGUACAUUGUAUUUGUAAAAUGUGAUUUCAAAUCUCAGAUCAUAUCAGAAUUGAAUUGUCUGGUCCAACUGGUGAAAGUGCCCAUAUUUUGGCCGAUAACAUUUAAAUUCUGGGCUCCAUUAGAAUAGAUUUACAUACACAUUCAUUGUCUCAUACUGUCAACUACUGCACCAGUUUUAAUUAUUGGUCCUUCUCCAAAAAAGCCCAGUCUUCUGUGGUUUGUCUGUUGGCCCACUGUUGAUUGGUCAGUUGCUAAGAACAUGUUGGAAAUUAAACAGCCCCUAUGCUCUUACUCAGAGGCUUCCUGAUCAGCUCUAUCUAUUCCCAAAUAAUUGGUAAAUGAUUGGUUAACCUUUAAUAAGCCAUUCGAUACCAGUUAUAAACAGCCUUACUAGACUUUGUUCACCAACAUUCAUAAAUAAACAUGAGAUCUAAAAGCAGGUCCGACAGAUAGUCUGGCAGCAUAGUGCAUGUGAAUGUGCAUGCACCACCUGAAGCCCCCACCUCCUCACAGUGAGGACACUUGUGUGUUUAUCUGCCUGCAGGAAACCAAGUGCAUGAAGAAUAUAAUACCUUUUUCAUGUCCUGUUACUGGACCGCUACUCACAUCAUUUUCUUUACUUCUGCCUACUCGGUUUUAUUCCAGUCUUACCAUGUACUCACCACACACACACAGACACACACACACACACACAUAACGGCACUGUCCCAGCUGGCUUCAUUCGGCUUUGCAUCCGCACAACAAGACGACUCCGCUCCAUAUGAAGAUACUGAAAUACUCUGAGCAUGACGAGCUCUUCAUGACCGUCUUUAAGAGCUGAAUGAUGUAGUGGGUUUGUACUGAGGAACUUCGUGUGUCCCACAGAGACGCUGACAGUCAUAAUAUUAUUACAUUGUUUUAGAAGAAGCACAAGGGAGAUGUUCUAUUAUAGCCUAGUAUUAAUAUUAUCCAGAGGGAAAUAACAUUCAGAUGGGUGUAUCUUUUCCGAUACUGAGGAAUUAUAUGAUGAUUAUGAUGACUAGAUUGUUAAAGAGCCUUUUUGUAUUUUGUUCUCAUUCUUUGGGGGUUGUGAAUAAUUAAACUGAAGUGGAUCUAAGUUAAAA